ACGGAUCGGGUAAGACUCCCGGGUCGAUCCGAUCGUGUGGUCUUUGACCGUUCAUCCAUGUGAUGUUAUUUCGGAUCCCCGCUCGGAUCCGACAUGAUCAGUACUCGGAGCCGUAUCCCUUCCGUUCGCUUCUCUUCACGUGCCCUGCUUUCUCUUGGGCGGGAAACUGAAUCCCUUUCGCGACCUCAUUCGCCGUCUUCCCCUUGCUCAGACUUCUCCGCUCCCCCAAGCAAAUUUGGAGUCUUCCCUUUCUUCUUGGUUUCUUGGGCAGCCGAUGGAGAGGAUAUACGUGGCGGUAAGGGCGAGGCCGCUCUCCCCGGAGGAGUCUAAGAGCAACCCCUGGAGGAUCUCCGGCAACUCUAUCUACCUCCCCAGCCAGUCCACCAAGUUCGAAUUCGACAGGAUCUUCGGGGAAGACUGCAAGACGGUCGACGUCUACGAGGCUCGCACUAAAGAGAUCGUUGCAUCUGCCGUUAGCGGGUUUAACGGUACAGUUUUCGCAUAUGGACAAACAAAUAGUGGUAAGACUCAUACUAUGCGGGGUUCAGUUGCUGAACCUGGAAUUAUUCCUCUUGCUGUGCAUGAUUUAUUCCUGAGUAUCCAAGAGGAUAUAGAUAGAGAAUUCCUUGUUCGCAUGUCUUACAUGGAAAUAUAUAAUGAGGAAAUCAAUGAUUUGUUGGCUCCGGAGCAUCGCAAAUUGCAAAUUCAUGAGAACCUUGAGAGAGGUAUAUAUGUUGCUGGAUUGAGAGAAGAAAUCGUUACCUGUGCUGAACAGGUCCUUGAUUUGAUGGAGUUUGGAGAAUCUCAUCGUCAUAUUGGAGAGACAAACAUGAAUCUUCACAGCAGUAGGUCGCAUACUAUAUUUCGCAUGAUUGUUGAGAGUAGGGAAAGAAUUGAAGAUGGGAACAUGGUUGAUUCAUGUGAUGCAGUUCGUGUAUCAGUUCUUAAUUUAGUGGACUUAGCUGGCUCGGAACGUGCAGCCAAGACAGGUGCAGAAGGUAUGCGCCUGAAAGAGGGUUCUCAUAUUAACAAAAGUCUAAUGACACUUGGUACUGUUAUAAAAAAACUAAGUGAAGGUGCAGAGGGCCAAGGGAUUCAUGUUCCAUAUCGGGACAGUAAGCUCACUCGAAUCUUACAACCUGCACUUGGAGGUAAUGCAAAUACUGCAAUUAUCUGCAACAUCACACUGGCACAGGUUCAUGCAGAUGAGACAAAAAGCAGUCUUCAGUUUUCAAGCCGAGCAUUGCGUGUCACCAAUUGUGCAUGCGUAAAUGAGAUCUUAACGGAUGCUGCCUUGUUAAGACGUCAAAGGAAAGAAAUCGAAGAACUUCGGUCAAAACUCCUGAGCUCUCACUCGGAGCAUUGGGAGGAAGAAAUCCUGAACCUGCGAAACACGCUGUUACAGAGUGAGCUUGAGAAGGAGAGAAUACAAUUAGAGCUAGAAGAGGAAAAGAAAGCUAAAGCUCAUCGUGAGAAGAGAUUGAUAGAGCAAGCACAGAAAAUUGCUAACCUUAGCUCAUUGGUAUUAUGUUCUGAAAGGGAAGAUAAGAGUACAUAUCUCAGUAAGAAUAAAAGAAGGGUGACAUGGUGCCCAGUACCUUCUUCUCGUAAAUGUGUGGAUGAGGUACAUGUUCCAGAUUCAGCAUCUGGUGAGCACACCAGGCAUGAUUCUGAUAUUGGUUUACCAAUUCCUUUUGAAGAAUUAAUGCAAGAAAUUGAAACUUCUGUGGGUAACAUGAAUCGUGAUACCUUCAUGCCUGAUAAUAUGGAGAACGGUUGUGAUGUCAAGGACUUAACUUUUCCUGAUGCACAUGCCUUGUUGCAUGUUACAGAUAGGAGAAAAAUCCAUUCCAAAACCACUGGCUCUUUUCGGUCAGGCAGUGAAUCAGCAGAAGACAAUAGCUUUUAUGAAGAUCAGAUCAUAGAAUAUUAUCCUAAGAAUGUUCUGGAGAUUGAAUCUGGAAGCAUACAUAAUAAGUUCUCUGAUAACACUCCUAGGUGUGCAAGCACUAUCUCAUCUAAUGGUGAAAUAAAUGGUAGGUCUUGUGGGCGUAAAAGCUUGACCGAGAGGGAGUCAGAGGCAAUUAUUGUCAUCAAACAACUCGAGGAUCAGAUAAAAGCACUGGAAAUUGAGAAGGCUACAGUUCAGAGGAACUUGGAUGAUGUUCUUGAUAUGGCAACUGAACAGAAUGCUUCUUUCAAGGAGAAGUAUGAAAAGUUACAUCAAGAGGUUUUACUUGCACGUGAGGAGGCUAGAGUAUCUCAUGAACGACUUUAUCCAGCGGAAGUUAAGUUUGACUUAUCUGUUAGGAUGUCAAUGGAAGUCCAAGACUUAACUGUACAAGUCGAACAUUCCAAGAACUUUGUGGACAAUACUGUGUCUAUAAUUAAAGAUAUAUUCAACAACUAUUCCGUCUUAGCAGAUAUAUUUCUGGAACUCAAGUCAUUUGCUCAGGAAGAUAUUUCUCAGCUCAAAUCUAUAAUCACUGGGCUUAGUCAAAUGGAAAGAUGUAUUGUGAAGAGAAGUUAUGAACUUGAGCAAGAAAAUAAUAUUCUCCGCAAGCAAUCUGUUGAUUAUCAGAGUCAAGUUCAGCAGCUUAUGGCUGAAGUGGGUAAUCGGGAGAAAGCUAUAAAUGAGCUUGGUCUUCAACAUGAUCUGGAGAAGGAUGAACUCCUGUCUCAAGUCCUUAGUCUUAAAAAAGAAGUAUCAUGCUUGUCAUCCUCUUCCUUAAUCAGAGAAAAGGAAACCAUGAGAAAGGAACUUGAUAAAUUGAAGGCAAAGUUGAAAGAUACAGAUUCCAAGCUUAAGAAUGCUGUUCAGGACAAGAUAAAACUUGAGAGUGAAAAAGCACAGGCUGAGCGGGAGAUAAAACGCUUGCAAAGUCAAAAUGUUGUUCUUGAACGUGAUAUGUGGAAGCGUGAUUCACUCACUGUUAGGAGGCAUGAACCCAAAUUAGGUGAUUUUAGCCGACAAAAGAGUGUCAAUGUGGUUGAGCAAACUCUUCAGGAAGACUACCAAAAGCUUGAGCUCUGUGCUUUUGAUAUGGAAGCUGAGAUCUCUUCUCUGAAGGAGGCUUUGAUAAGUGCAUUUGGUGAAAAAGAAGAAGCGCUUGCCAGGAAUGAAUUUUUUAAUUCAGAAGUAGAGGCUCUUUCUGACAAAUUGCUUACUGCAGAUUCUGAGAUAAAGUCACUGAAGGAGGAGGUUGCAGCCAUGGCAGAGAGAUUGGUUGAGUCUGAAUCAUUUUCUAAAGAAUUGGAAUCCUCCAUCAAUUCUCUUUCAAGAGAAAAAGAAGAGAUGGGAUUGCAAUUUACUGAUGCCCUUCUUGAGAUGGAGGCAGAAAAAUCAAUAUGGUCAGUUAACGAGAAAGCUUUAUUUGAGGCCAAUGCAAAAAUGAAAAUACAGAAUGAUGAGAUACUUAAGUUAUCUGAAGAUUUGCUAGAGACAAAGCGUGACAUGGAUUCAUAUAGAGAACAAUGUAAGGAACUAAGGGAGAGGUUGAUUUUUCUUGAGGAAAAUGCACAAGAAGAGAAAGAAUGCAGCAUGGCAAAAUCUUUGGAAAUCACUCAACUAAGGAAUGAGCUUAAGCAAAACAUGGCUGACAUUGUUGAAUGGAAUGAUGUGAAGUCAAGCUUUGAGGCACUAUCAUCAGAAUGCCAACAUACUUCUGAAAUAUUGCCAAAAUUGCGGGAGUAUUUGAUCUUCCUUUCUAGAGAAGGGAAUGAUCCAUCUUCUCAGGUCAUGAAUGGUGAUCAAGAAUUGAAUCUUAAAGAUCAGCUCCUCAUAGUGACAAAAGAAAGAGAUGAUUUGCUUUCUAAAAAUGGAGAGCUAAAGACAGCUUUAUUUGAAUCAGAGAUAUUGAAGGCCAAAACUGAUUCAGAUGAGUUGGCUAAAAGGAUCUCCAAUAUGGAAGUCAAGAUGCAUAGUGAUAAUUUAAGCUUCAACAAGGAGAGAACAAAGCUCAGGAUGCAGCUUCGCUCAUUGCAGGCGACAUUAGAUGCUUACCGUGGUCGAUACACAGAGGUGGUGGACGAGAUGACUCUCAUGAACAAAAAAUACGAAGAAGCAUCAGCCAAACUAAAGAAGCAACUUGCUCAAUAUGGAGUUGAAAUACUUAGCUUGAAGAAGCAGCUUGCCUCAAAAGAAUGAGCUCGGUCAGACUUGAAGUAGCACAGGGUUCCUAUUUGAUUCAAAUGUAGAGACAUUUGCAUGGUGAAUGCAACAGUUUAUUCACUUUGUACCUGAUCAGCUAUCUAGAUUCAGAAGAAUCAUAUUUAGGAGGAUCCUGCAUGUAGAUUCACUUUGUUAUCUUGCAUAUGGAUUCACUUCGAUUGAACUCAUAUUACCUUGUUAAGCAAGUAAAGAGUUGCAGAGUAAAACUGCAACUUCCUGUAAAAUUCUCUGGUCAUGAAUGGUGAGGAAAAAUUAAUCUGCACUCAAGGCAAAUAGUU
This is a messenger RNA of Musa acuminata AAA Group (dessert banana), 4449 nucleotides long. RefSeq names its product kinesin-like protein KIN-7I. Bases 275 to 4147 code for a protein of 1290 amino acids. NCBI's taxonomy places the organism in Eukaryota, Viridiplantae, Streptophyta, Magnoliopsida, Zingiberales, Musaceae. The record is from RefSeq and is a predicted model, not a curated record. Gene Ontology annotation, biological process: microtubule-based movement. The transcript is spliced from 33 exons. Gene Ontology annotation, molecular function: ATP binding; microtubule binding; microtubule motor activity.